Messenger RNA from Trichomonas vaginalis G3, 1262 nucleotides. Its product is annotated as protein of unknown function, DUF4106 family. The record is from RefSeq and is a predicted model, not a curated record. The annotation marks the transcript as partial. The transcript has a single exon. NCBI's taxonomy places the organism in Eukaryota, Parabasalia, Trichomonadida, Trichomonadidae.
AUGGAUAGCGAUGAGUAUAAAAAAGAAGUUGAAGCAAAUGUAAAGGCAGAAAAACUUUUACAGUUGCAAAACCAAACCGUACAGUAUGAAAACUUAGCACAAGAAAGUAAAAAUAACGACGCAGCCAUGCAAAAGGCAAUGAAAAGCGCAGAAUAUAUAAAAGCUAAUAAUGACUGGUUAGAUGCCCAAGCCAACGCCAAAGCAGCCCAACUUAUAGGGUCAAUAAGGACAAAAAUACAAGCGGAUGAAGACAGUUCAAAUGAAGCUUUAAUGAAUGCUGACUUUAAGAACGCCUUCGAAGCUCUUCAUAGUAAGGUGAAACUAGUGAACGACUUCUCAUCUGGAAAGAAACUGAAGUCUGAAGGUUUCGACAAAGAGUUAAGAGAAGUAGCACAAAAUAUGACGAAAAUAACAGAUGCAGCAACGAGACAGGCAGUUCAAAGUGCCUAUGACGCCGUUAGAGCAACUGUUGUGGAAAGUCAAGAAAAAGAGUUACAACAGACCAAAACAGACCUAGUAAAUGCUUUCUUAAAAACGAAAAGUCAGGUAGGACAUUAUGCUGCAGAUGGAACAUAUGUGCCAGCUGGUGGAACUUAUAUACCAGCUGGUGGAACUUAUAUACUAGCUAGUGGAACUUAUAUACCACCAAACCCUCCAAGAGAAGCACCUGCACCAGGACUACCUAAAACAUUUACAUCGUCACAUGGACACAGACACAGGCAUGCACCAAAACCAACACAACAACCAACAGUUCAAAACACUGCACCACAACCAACAGUUCAAAACACUGCACCACAACCAACAGUUCAAAACACUGCACCACAACCAACAGUUCAAAACACUGCACCACAACCAACAGUUCAAAACACUGCACAGCAACAACCACAAACAGAGCAAGGACAUAAAAGAAGUAGAGAACAAGGAAACCAAGAAUUCUUAAAAAUGCUUAAGGAAAAUUAUGGUUACCCAGAUACUCUUGACUUUAGUGACAGAUAUAAAGAAGCUAUUAGAAAGUUCAAGGAAGGAAAUACUGACCCGAACCUAUUUAGCUUUAUGGUUCAGCACCAAAUGGGAUAUAAUUUCAAACCUGGAAAAUACAAGCUCGCUAAGGGAUAUGAUUUAAUAGCAUAUCAUCCAAAUGACAUGGAUGAAUUUACUCCGAGAUAUUUGGUGUCAGAGCUAAAUGAUAAUUCAACUCUCUUCAUGAAACGCGUAAAAAAUAGAGACGGAACGAAAGAAGAAAGGUUUAUGAGUCCGGAUGA